AUGCUGGCACGAAAAGCAGCAAGACGUUUACGGGGAGCGGUCGCGACGAUCGCGGUACGGCGUCGGCGCGGCCUGCAGCUGGCGGCAGCUUGCUCGGUGCUCAGCAGCUGCGUGAUGGCCGCGUGCUUCAUGUUCCGACUGUAUGCGUGCAUGCGCGAGCACAGCGCGCGGACGGGAAUCGCGCUGCGCGAGCACGGCGGGCACGUCGGCGCGGACACGGAGGGCCUCUACGCGGCCGCGGGCCCUGCCACGAUCCUGCAGGCGAAUGCCAACUUUAUGGCGCAUUCGUCCUUCCUGAAGGCUGAGAUGACAUCGCUGCUACUGCUCCAGCUGAGCCACGCAAUCCUGGCGGUGCGCACGAUCGAGUUUUUCGCUGGCCCCGCGAGCGUGCCACAGUGCUUCGUAAUGGUGGAGCUCCUGUUGGUGUUCGGACUUAUGGCGCUGUGGGUUUCUCUUUAUAUGCAGUUCGCGUGCCUGGUCCUACACGGCGACUCUACCUGGAGGGCGUACGCCAUCCUCGAGAGUGCGACGCACCUGGCGCUAUCUCUUUUCCGCUGCAUGGACCGCUGGCCACUGCUGAAAAUAGAGUACAUGCUGGUCCUGUUGAUGUUCGGGACGCCUGUUGUGCUCACCUGUCUCACAUGUGUGGCGCUGCUCGUCCGAUGCGGCGAAAGCAGCAACGCGCCCGCGCCACGUGCGUGCGCCGCGCGAUGA
Messenger RNA from Eremothecium gossypii ATCC 10895, 714 nucleotides. Its product is annotated as AFL233Cp. The coding region runs from base 1 to 714 and encodes 237 amino acids. The transcript has a single exon. Lineage: Eukaryota; Fungi; Ascomycota; Saccharomycetes; Saccharomycetales; Saccharomycetaceae. The record is from RefSeq and is marked provisional.